AUGGCUAGUUCCUCCUCCUCUGGUCUCCCUCCGUCAUCCUCGGAUGCAAUCAAGCCCGAGAGCUUUGAUGGGACUGGCUUUAAGCGCUGGCAAGCCCGUACGAGGCUGUGCUUAAUGGAGCUCAGAUUGUUCUGGGUUCUCACUGAAGAGCCGCCCGCCCCUCAAGGGGAAGCCGUGCUAGACGAGGUCGAAAGAACGCGUCUCGACGCGUUAAGGGCCCGUUGGGAGAAGGCGAAUGCCUCAGCUCUGGCACGUCUCUUGGCCGUCCUGUCGAACAGGCUGUUUGAUAUCUAUGUGGGUUUUGGGGAAGCGCGGAAAGUGUGGAUGGAGCUGAAUGACAAGUAUGCAGAAAGCGAUAACAGCAACGAGUCCUUUAUGGUGGCAAGCUAUCUGAACUUUCGCAUGGGAGAUGGCAGAUCAGUCAUGGAACAAAUCCACGAGUUACAGCUGAUCGUGCGGGACUUAGGCCAGUACGGCUGCGCCCUCCCUGAGAACUUUCAGGUUAAUGCCAUACUGGCCAAGCUGCCUACUUCUUGGCAUGACUUCGUCACUGCACGUCAACACUUAAAGCAGCGGUUGACUCUUAAUGAGCUCAUUGCUGCUAUAAAUGUCGAAGAGAAGUCAAAGGCAGGCUAUGGUGGGGUAAAGGCGCCCGCUCAAGCUAACAUUGUCGAGCACAAGAACCAUACUGGGAAGAAUGUGAAGAAAGAAAAGGUCAAGCCUGGUUAUUCCGGACCGAAGACUAAUGUUAUGAAAAGGAAGAAAAAGCCUGAGAUCGUCUGCUACGUCUGCGGUGGGUUGGAUCACAAAGCCAACAGAUGCCGCGACCGCAAAGGCAAGGGGCCGACACCUGACCAGCAAAAGGUUGCUAAAGCCCAAGUGCAUGUGGCAGUUGCAACAGCCGAUGUUUCCGGCAAAGGCGACUCCACUACUGGGGCGCAGAUGGUGGAUCCAUACUGA
Molecule: messenger RNA, 960 nt
Organism: Phragmites australis (common reed)
Lineage: Eukaryota; Viridiplantae; Streptophyta; Magnoliopsida; Poales; Poaceae
Exons: 2
Coding region: 1-960 (319 amino acids)
Source: RefSeq, a predicted model, not a curated record